Messenger RNA from Thlaspi arvense, 2704 nucleotides. The record is from the annotation of a GenBank genome assembly. Lineage: Eukaryota; Viridiplantae; Streptophyta; Magnoliopsida; Brassicales; Brassicaceae.
GUGCAAAUGAUAAACAUAGUCGGUGGCUUUAGAAAGAAACAAAAAUUGAGGGGUGUGAUUUGGAAGAAAAUUUUGCAUUUUUCAAAAUUUUGAAAUCACUAAAAUCAGCUAAGAGGAGGCACUAUUUCCCUUUGUCGUCAUCGUUUUCUCAGAUUCCUGAAUAAUUCCCAUUUCGAUACCAAUCCCACAAACCUCCCUUCGCCCAUCUCCCGAAAUCGGAUUCAAUAACCCUAGGUUUCAAUCAUGCCCAUGGAGAACGACAAUGGCCACGCUGGCAACGUCGUCGUCACCGCCGAGCAAGCGACCAAGGUUACCGAGACUGAUGGACGGUUGCCGGAGAAUCGUCCCAGCGGUGUUAUCUCAGACGCCGGAAGUGGAAGCGAGAAAGGAGAGGAUGGGGUGGAGACGGCAGUUGCGGUCGCCGUCGAGGAGAGCGGAUCGAAUUUGGUGGCAGACCUACCUCCCCGAUCUUCCUCCGCUAGAGUUCCCUUCACUAAUCUAAGCCAGAUUGAUGCGGAUCUUGCUCUCGCUCGAACCCUCCAAGAACAGGAAGCUGAAGAAAGGGAUAUGGCAGCUAGAUUGUCUGCCUUAUCUGGGUUAGCAGAACGUGUUCAAGAUUUAGAAGAUGAGGAUGAUACUUCUCAGGAUGCCUGGGAUGAGAUGGAUCCUGAUGAGCUUUCAUAUGAGGAGUUGCUUGCGCUUGGCGAAAUUGUGGGAACCGAGAGUAGAGGAUUGUCUGCUGAUACAAUUGCAUCUUUGCCUUCAAAAAGAUAUAAAGACGGAGACAAUCUGAACGGAACCAAUGAGUCGUGUGUUAUUUGUCGUUUAGACUAUGAGGAGGACGAUGACUUGAUACUGCUUCCAUGCAAGCAUUCCUACCACUCAGAGUGCAUAAAUAACUGGUUGAAGAUAAACAAGAUUUGCCCCGUAUGCAGCGCAGAAGUUUCGACUUCCUCCACAGGACCAAGCUAGUCAGAGCAGAAGAGAAAUCCAGAAAAAAAUUUUAUAAGCUAAGAACUUCAACACCUUAGCUGUCUGUUUGUACACUUUAUAUAAACAAAACCAUCAUCAGAUUUCCUUGAAUCCUUUAAACAAUCUCUAUAAAAUUGGAACUUUCUCAAAGCUUUCUCUAGUAUCUGCUUUCAUCUUGCUUCCGUAUUUGCGAUUUUGGGAUAUAUAGCUCAUAUAUUAAGUGGCUAUUUCGUUGAUGUUCAUGUAUGCCACUAUGGAACAACUUCGGUCAUAUCUGGUUUUUGAUGAAAAUCAAGCUUCAAACUCAAGUCUACUGAGACUCUGACUGAUGCAACAAAAGGGUUCAAAUCUGAAUCUUUGACUAGAUCUAAGCUAGCCUUAUUACCUAAGAUAAAUGUUUGGCCACAAAAGCUCACGAGACGCAUCUAUGUUUUUUUUGUUGUCCUCAUUGGAACAUGAACAGAAUGAGUAUUGUAUUGGUCGUCUACAUGAAAAGUUGGCGAGUGGAGUGGCACCAACGGUCGUAUGCAGGGGUGAGAUCGGGCCACUCAGAGGCCGUGACAGAGUAAUCUUGGAGCCAGUUUGAGAGUAAGAUUUCUUGGUCCAAUGCAGGCAAAGUCGAGAUGGCUUUGUCUAUGGCUCGUUCCACCUCAACUCUCUCAUAACCAGUGAGCACAGGAAACGCUAGCCCGUUCCUUGCGUGGCUAAACAGUGGUAGCCAGUUUGCAAGCAGCUUGAACUUCACCUGUCCUGGAACUUGUGUGUUGUCCCUUGCUAACUCACCGAUCAAAACCGCUGCCGAACAUUAGCCAGAGUUUGUCAGAAACCUUAGUGACUAAAAACCGAACCAAUAUUAGUUUCUCAAUGUCGAAAAGAAAUCCAAGACCAAACCUGAAAUCUUAACCAUGAGCCCUUGAACCCUAGGAGCAGCAGUGAGAGACAAGGAAGCUAAACCGGAAGCGUAGCUCCACCGUUUUAUCCCUUCUUCCACCGCACCAUAACGCCUAAGCUUCUCCGUCAUCCACAACAGCUCCUCCGCCAGCUUCUCGACCGCUAGUUCAACCUCAUUCUCCUGGUUACCACCCGCUCUCACCAAUGCAGACUCCCUCCUCUUACUCUGCGAUAACAAGUUACCGGCCAUAUCCGCCAAGGACCUGACCGUGCUGAUGCACGUGCUCAGCCCUUUCACGUAGGAAGCGACAUAGCCACCUAGCGGAAGGGCGCUAACCACACGCAACGGCAGACUACCGAAGGGCUCAUCCGUGGUUCGAGAGCGUUUCAAGGAGUCCUGCAAACGGGCAGUGGUCCGUGCAAAGGAGGUCGCGAGGGCCGCUCGAUUGACAUCGAGUAGUUCCACGUUGCAGCUCAGGGCGUUGUCUUCCAUGAUCUUCUCAGCCAUUCCCAAGGCAAACUGGUAUUUUCUUGAGGUUACUGGAAUCUCGUUCAUUAGCGCUAGUACCUACUCGUAGACACAUGUUAAGAUGUAUACAAUGGGGUAAAUCAACCACCAAUAAGCCGGGUCUACAUAGUCAAUCGAAUUAUUCAUCAAAUAUAUGCGAAGUUGUAUGUACAUUUUAUACAUCUAACUAAACGAACAAACAAUAUCUAUGUAUGCUAGAGAUCCAACGAAGUGCUCGUUACAGAUAAUUCAUCCUAUGAAUAUGUACAUAUGACAAUUAGUUAAUUAGUCUCGAUAACACUAAUUAAGAAUAUACAAACCACCCAAGUUGUG